This is a messenger RNA of Diorhabda carinulata, 2102 nucleotides long. RefSeq names its product transmembrane protein 87A. The transcript has 4 exons. Gene Ontology annotation, biological process: retrograde transport, endosome to Golgi. Lineage: Eukaryota; Metazoa; Arthropoda; Insecta; Coleoptera; Chrysomelidae. The record is from RefSeq and is a predicted model, not a curated record. Gene Ontology annotation, cellular component: membrane; Golgi apparatus. Bases 390 to 1913 code for a protein of 507 amino acids.
ACUGUUAGAAACAGUUUCGCGAAGCCCACAUCCAGAACAUACCCUGGUAUGUUCCGUGGCCCGCAUUAAUAAUAUGUACUACAUAAAAUUCUUUUACAACUCUAUGGUUCAAUGAUUGAUAUUCUUUCACAUGGAUUAUUUUGAAUAAAAUUUUGUUUUAAAUUGAAUUAUCCUUGUUGGCAAAAUAGACAAACUAUUUGUGAAACAAACUACCGUUACAAAAAUGGAAUAAAAUUGAAAUGGAAUAAUCGAUUUUUCUAUGCUGUUUGAUUUUCUAAAAAAGGGAAUGGCAACGUCACUUGUCAACUUUUUGGAUAAAUCAUAGAAUUUAAUGACGUUUGUGAUGUAGAAAGACUUAAAAUAUUUGAAAUAUUUUCAAUAGAAUCACGAUGAUCAAAAAUGUAACAUAUACUAUUUUCAUUAUAUUUUACAUUAUUUUCAAAGUACGAGCUCUACCAGAUGAAGGAAAGUGGAAUGAAAAUUUAUCAUCGGGAUACAACAAUAUAUUUCUGUCUAAAAGUUUAUAUAAGGGUGCGGAAAUCUUAAUCGGAAUAAAUUGUGAUUCCCAAAUUCAAAAUUCAAAAAUCGGCAUAAGUUUAGUUAUCAUUCAGUCCAUCUGUUUCGAUAUUAAAGAUGCUCUCAACAAAAUUAAACAGGAAAUCACCUUACCCCCCUCAGAUAGUAAAAACUCUUCUAAAAUUUACCAUACUAGUGAAAUAUAUGAUUGUAAUGAUAAAAUUUUCAUCAAAGAAAACACUGCCACAACUUCUGCACCAAAGAAUCAUACCAGCAAACAACCUGUGCAUAAAAUAAGCCAUGAUGGUGUGUACGUUCUUGCUCUUAAAGUUAGCACAAAUACUUCUCGAUACAGUGUAGGAGUUCAUAUAGAAAUGAAAAAUGAUUAUGGUUAUCUCUCUGCUGCAGAUUGGCCCUUACUGCCAUUUUAUGGGUUUAUGUGUAUAUAUUACGUCAUUUUGGGAGUAAUAUGGUUAAUACUAUCAUUUUUACAAUGGAGAGACCUUUUAAGAGUUCAGUUUUGGAUUGGAGGGGUUAUAUUAUUGGGAAUGUUAGAAAAAGCAACUUUCUAUGCAGAAUUUCAAAGUAUAAAUAACACCGGAGUUAGAGUACAAGGAGCUAUGCUGUUUGCAGAAUGGAUAUCUUGUGCAAAAAGAACUCUAGCCCGUAUGCUUGUUGUCAUUGUAAGUCUAGGUUUUGGUAUUGUUAAACCUAGACUGGGUGCAACUUUGCAUAGGGUGGUUGGUGUUGGACUUUUAUACUUUUUUCUAGCUGCAUCAGAAGCUUAUCUGAGAAUAACUAAGGCAAAAACUGAUAGUAAUAGAGAUAUGUUAGUGGCUUCUGUACCUUUGGCAGUAUUAGAUUCUGCUAUUUGUUGGUGGAUAUUCUCUGCUUUAGUAAAUACUACAAGAACUUUACGAUUGAGGAGGAAUGAAACUAAAUUAACUCUUUACAGACAUUUCACCAAUACUUUAAUAUUCUCAGUAUUGGCAUCUGUUUGUUUCAUGUUAUAUUGUAUCAAAGAUCACCGCUUUGUUGAAUGUUUAGUUGUUUGGAAAGAUAUCUGGAUCGAAGAAGCUUACUGGCAUAUUCUUUUCUCUGUAUUAUUGUUAGUAAUAAUGAUAUUAUGGAGGCCAACAAAUAAUAAUCAGAGAUAUGCUUUUGUUCCACUUCUGGAUACUGGUGAUGAUACAGAAGAAGAAGAACAGCUUGUUAAUGAUGCUUAUGGUAUUAAAGUUAGAGUACAUCAUCCUAAGAAUAACGCACCUCAGAGAACUUCAAUUGACGAUGAUCUCAAAUGGUUGGAAGAUAAUGUUAAAAGUGAUCCAGCCCUACCUAUUUUAGAUUCAGAUGAAGAACUUGUUAAUACAAGAUUUGAAGUAUCCAAGAUGCAGUAAAUCUAUCGACCUUUAGGUACUUAUUUAUUUGAAUUAAGUUGAUUGUGCAGAAAAGACUGACAAUUAUCCAACUUUUAAAUAUUUGUAAAUCUAUAAGAGAGGAUAUGUAAAUUGUAAAUACAUGAGAAUAUUUUCUCGAGAAAAUUUUAUUAUAUCAAUAAUUCGUUAUAUCAGAAUACAAAAAAUAAA